Messenger RNA from Manihot esculenta (cassava), 3727 nucleotides. Its product is annotated as protein SPA1-RELATED 2. The transcript has 9 exons. The coding region runs from base 158 to 3274 and encodes 1038 amino acids. The record is from RefSeq and is a predicted model, not a curated record. NCBI's taxonomy places the organism in Eukaryota, Viridiplantae, Streptophyta, Magnoliopsida, Malpighiales, Euphorbiaceae. Gene Ontology annotation, biological process: photomorphogenesis; protein phosphorylation. Gene Ontology annotation, molecular function: protein kinase activity; protein binding; ATP binding.
GCGAGGCAACGACAGGCCAAAAGGCAAGUCCUAUUCUCUCGCCCUCUCCAACUUUCCUGUUUCAGGGUUUUCUAGGGUUUACAGAUCCUCCGAAUUGCUGUUAUGCCCUACUCAUUUUGUGCGAUGGAUACUUGUUAAGGAAUUCUAUUUGGAUGGUAUGGACGAAGGAUUGGGUGAUGAAGUGGCCCCAGUUGAUGUGGCAGAGGGGGCACACCUUCACAGCAAAGAGAAUGAAUAUUCCCUGAAACCAUCUGAAAGCCCCACCAAGUUGGAAUCCCGUGAGAUGGUUAUAACUCGUGAGAGUGAUUAUCCUGAGGGCUCGUUCCAAGCACUUGCAGAUAUUUUGGAUGCCACGAAUGUAAAUAGGGGUGCAAACCUUGUGGAUGCAUGUGCACAGCCAUGUGCUAGCCCUUGCUAUAUGGAUGAUGUUGGGAACAUGGUUGAAGAAUUAACAGUCAGAAACUAUGAUAAUACAAACUUUUCUAUUGUUGGAACAUCGAACAGCAGGGAAAGAAUACAGACGUGGCAGAGUCAGUGGCAGCAUCUUUAUCAACUUGGAGGUGCAUCAGGAAUUGGGAGCUCACGUACUAAUACUUUGUACAGGGACAAUGGUCAGGGAAGUGGCUGGGAAGAAGUGAGAUAUUCAUCUUCCCCUGUGUUGCUGGGACAGAAAACAUCAAGCACUGAGUGCAAUGAAAUCAUGGAGCAACCAAAUGCUGAACAUAAAGAAGUUUCACCCAACAUAAUUUCUCAUGGUGGUAUUCGGACAAAGAUUCUAUCAAAAUCCGGAUUUUCAGAAUUUUUUGUAAAAAAUACAUUGAAGGGUAAGGGGAUCAUUUUUAGAGGUCCACACCAUGAAAGUCCAAGAUUUGUGCCAAAAGAUGAGAAUAAUGGAAAGGCUGCUAUUGGUGCUGUGGCUGCUUCUAAUUCUUCACUGACUUUAGGUGCAAAAACAGCAAUGCCUUCUUCCUCUGCUAUGGCUGGGCCAAGGCCUGCUUGUCAUGAUGGAGUUGGUCUGCGACAUUGGUUGAAUGCACGGCAGCAUAAAGUGAAUAAAGUUGAGCGCUUGCAUGUAUUUAGACAGAUUGUUGAUCUAGUAGAUCACUAUCACUCUCAAGGAGUUACCUUGCCUGACUUACGACCUUCAAGCUUCAAGCUGUUGCAAUCAAAUCAGGUAAUAUAUGUUGGUUUUACUGUUCAAAGAGAUGUGCUAGAGAGUGCUAUGGAUCGAGAUAUACCUUCUUCAGAGAAUCAAGUGGUUAGGAGAAGGCCAGCAGAGCAGGCAAUUUUGCCCUUUGUUGGCAUAUUUGCAAAGAAGCAAAAGUUCAGUGAGAGCAGAAACCAUAUUAGGCAGUGGCCUCAGUUUACUGCAAAAUAUGGCAUCAAAACUGAAACUGCUAGUGAUGGUAACCUCAAUGUAGCCAGUGCACAAUAUUCACUUAAUGAACUUACUGAAGACAAUUCAAAUGUAGAACAUGGAAUUCAGGGCAAAAACAGCCGUCCUCUGUCUAAUGCAGCUCAACAGCAGUUGGCAUCCAUUGGUGAUGGGUCAGAAGAUAAGUGGUAUGCAAGUCCCGAGGAGCUGAGUGAGGGAAUCUGCUCAAUAUCAUCAAAUAUAUAUAGUCUGGGUGUUCUACUAUUUGAGUUGCUUGGUCGUUUUGAUUCGGAAAGAGGACAUGCUACAUCAAUGUCAGACCUGCGUCACAGAAUUCUUCCUCCUCAUUUUUUAUCAGAAAAUCCAAAGGAAGCUGGAUUCUGCCUCUGGUUACUUCAUCCUGAACCUUCAUCACGACCAGCAACAAGGGAAAUCCUACAAUCCGAAGUGCUUAAUGGAUUGCAGGAGGUAUCUGCAAAAGAAUUAUCAUCUUCCAUUGACCAAGAUGAUGCUGAAUCAGAACUGUUAUUGCAUUUCCUUGUUUCAUUAAAAGAACAUAAGCAGAAGCAUGCCUCUAAGUUAGCAGAUGGCAUUAAGUGUGUUGAAGCAGACAUUGAAGAGGUUGAGAGGAGAAACUUUUCAAAGAAUAUCUUGGGGACUCGGCUAUCAAAUAUUGCUAAUACAAAUGAAAUGAGGCUGACAAACAACAUGAGUCAACUUGAAAGUGCCUACUUUUCCAUGAGAACCAAAAUCCAGCUCCUUGAAAGUGAUGCUACCACACACCAGGAUAAGAAUUUGCUAAGGAAUCGUGAAAACUAUUAUUUGGCAGAGGGUGAAGAAAAACAGAAUCCAACUGAUCGUCUUGGAGCCUUUUUUGAUGGUUUGUGCAGGUAUGCUCGUUACAGUAAGUUUGAAGUACGGGGGCAACUAAGAACUGGGGAUUUUAACAAUUCUGCAAAUGUAAUAUGCUCUUUGAGCUUUGACCGAGACGUUGACUACUUUGCCACUGCUGGAGUAUCGAAGAAAAUAAAGAUAUUUGAGUUUAAUGCACUCUUAAAUGAUUCUGUUGAUAUUCACUAUCCAGCUAUUGAAAUGUUGAACAAAUCAAAGCUUAGUUGUGUUUGCUGGAACAACUACAUCAAGAAUUAUCUGGCUUCAACUGACUAUGAUGGCAUUGUGAAGUUAUGGGAUGCAAGUACUGGUCAAGGGAUUUUUCAAUGUAAUGAGCAUGAGAGGAGGGCUUGGUCUGUUGACUUUUCUCAAGUAUAUCCAACAAAAUUAGCCAGUGGAAGUGAUGAUUGUUCUGUGAAGCUUUGGAGCAUUAAUGAGAAAAAUAGUUUAGGCACAAUCAGGAACAUUGCAAAUGUCUGCUGUGUUCAAUUCUCUUCUCAUUCUACUCAUUUGUUGGCGUUUGGGUCAGCGGAUUACAGAACCUAUUGCUAUGAUCUUCGAAAUUUAAGAACACCUUGGUGUGUAUUGGCUGGCCAUGAGAAAGCAGUGAGCUAUGUGAAAUUCUUGGAUCCUGAAACUCUGGUCACUGCUUCCACUGAUAACUCCUUGAAGCUUUGGGAUCUUUAUAAAGCCAGUUCUAAUGGCCUGUCAAACAAUGCUUGCAGUUUAACCCUUAGUGGACACACUAACGAGAAGAAUUUUGUGGGUUUAUCUGUUGCUGAUGGUUAUAUAGCAUGUGGUUCAGAAACAAAUGAGGUUUAUGCGUACUACAGAUCUCUACCUAUGCCAAUCACCGCCCACAAGUUUGGCUCAAUUGAUCCAAUUACUGGGAAAGAGACGGAUGAUGACAAUGGGCAGUUUGUGUCUAGUGUCUGCUGGAGAGGGAAAUCAGACAUGGUUGUUGCUGCCAAUUCAACUGGAUGUAUCAAAGUUCUGCAAAUGGUUUGAAGGAGAGGGAAUCCUCCUAAAUCAAGUAGGAAAUCAGAUUCCUCUGUCCAGUUGGAGGUGCAGAAAAUGACUAAUGAGAUUUGCAGGCAAGAACUCCAGAAUACUAGCGACGCUGCUUGUGAAUAUAAAACAAAUCAGAACAAGAUCAAUAUUAGUAUUGGCGUUGCAGCAAAAGCAAUCCUGGAUAUACGUAAAACUCUUGAAAGAGCAGCGUCAAUCAUCGUAAUGCUAAUUAGUCAACCAGCACUUUGCUCCUCGUACCAUUUGUAGAACUGGUAUGCAGUCCUUUAAAGGUUUUGAGCAAAGGAUGUGCAAUUCAAUUUAUUCAGGAGAGAGCUUUGAAGCAAUUCCAUAUUGUAUGCUCAGCAAGUAUUGCAUAUUGUAAGUAGGAAUCCAGCUAUUGUAAAUUUUUUGAGAAAGAAAAAAUGUAUAUGAUAAUUUUGUUUUGGAAAA